Molecule: messenger RNA, 4189 nt
Organism: Mercenaria mercenaria
Lineage: Eukaryota; Metazoa; Mollusca; Bivalvia; Venerida; Veneridae
Product: GTPase IMAP family member 8-like
Exons: 4
Coding region: 62-1795 (577 amino acids)
Molecular function (GO): GTP binding
Source: RefSeq, a predicted model, not a curated record
GAUAAAACGGGGUGGUAUGUGAGGAUAUAACCGUUCCCUUAAACUAGGAUCUGGUUCUCUAAUGGAAACUGCUGAGAGACGAAUUAUUUUACUUGGAAAAACUGGCAGUGGUAAAAGUUCAACUGGUAACACCUUGCUUAGAUGCCAUGCGUUUGAAGAGCGCAGGAGUCGGCAAUCAACAACACGAGACUGCAAAUUCUGGAAACGCUUUAAUGACGAAAGAAAUACGUCAUACACUAUUGUUGACACUCCAGGAUUUUUGAACACUGAAGGAAAUUUGGCAGAAAAUUUAUUAGAAAUACAAAGGUCAGCAGAGAUCUGUCCGGAACCGCAUGCCUUCCUGUUGGUGUUUAGUUCAUAUAACAGUUUAGAUGAAGAAAAUGUCUACACUGUCGAUUUGCUUCGAGUUGCAUUUGGCGAACAAGUAUUUAAGCAUUGCAUCGUUGUUUUCACACAUGGAAAUUACUUCAGCACGGAUGAGGAAUUCACACAGUUUUGGCAGACGUCAAACGACGUGUUAAUAAAACUUAUCGAAAGAUGUGGCGGCCGGAUAAUCAGAAUAGAAAAUGAACAAACCACGGUGUUUUCCCGCAAUGAUGGUGUAAAUCGUAUAUAUGAUUAUUUUGAAGAAGUGUCCGAGUCCGGUAGAACUCUGUAUAAUUGCCAGAUUACGAAAAAAUGCAAAAAUGUGCUUCAAGAAUGUUUGUCACGAAACAAAGGUCAAACGUAUAUGCAGCAGGUUUCUACGAUGGUACAUGCCCUUGACUUGAAGGAACAACAGUUUAAAGAAAGGGAAGAAAACGAGAAAAGAAUUAUUCCUGUUGGUAAAACAGACAAUGGCAAGAGUGCUACAGGUAACACCCUUGACUUGAAGAAACAACAGUUUAAAGCAAAGGAAGCAAAAGAGAGAAGAAUUAUUCUUGUUGGUAAAACAUAUAGUGGCAGGAGUUCGACUGGUAACACUUUACUAGGAAAAUCAACUUUCUUGACACACUUAAGUGUAACAUCAGUGACGCAAACAUGUAAAUUGGGAAAAGGCCAAUAUAGCACUAACAAUGUGCUAUAUAGUUUCACUGUAGUUGACACGCCAGGGCUAAUGGACACUCAUGUAAGACUUGCAAAACGGCUGCUACAACUGCAAGAAUCGAUCUCUAUCUGCCCACAACCGCAUGCCUUUCUGUUGAUAUUCAAUCCGACCGAACGCAUGACAAAAGAUGAAAACUACACUGUAGAUCUACUUCGUGUUGCUUUCGGCGAGAAUGUGUUUGAUCAUUGUAUUGUUGUUUUUACCCGUGAAAGUUGCUUUGAAACAGAUCAGGAAUUCAAGAAGUUUUGGGAACGGUCAAAUAUGCUGGUGGAUCUUGUCGAAAGAUGUGGAGGACGAGAAGUAAGAAUAGAGAAUGGCAGUAUGGUGGAUCUCGUAAAUAAUGAAAACAUAAAACAAAUAAUUGAAAUGAUGGAAAUAAUGUCCAACGGGGGAAAGAAAACAUAUAUGUACGAUUUUAUAAACAUUAACAAAAAUGUAAUAAAAGAGCACUUAGAAAACUGUAUUGAUCCUGAAGAUUAUCAAAAACAACUGUCUGCACUGGUAAAUUCCAUUAGCAAACAUCUUAGUACAAAGAAAGGUGUUGCGGCGGGUGGUUAUGGGAUUUACGCCGCUGGACAUGCAGCAGCUGAACUAGCAAAGUCUCCGUUCGCAAGAGCAACCAUAAUGAACGGUGUCUCAGCAGCGGGCAGCGCCAUUUCUUCUGCAGCAGUGUCAUUAGCUUCAAAAGCGGUGUUCUGGAAAAAGUAAGGUUUUGUGCUUCAUGAUACAUUACGUCAUGAAAAAGUUGUGUAGUCUGUAUGUAUGAAUAAGUCAGUAAAAUCCAUGUACAGGAAUAAAAUAUAUAAAAAUCGCCAGAAUAUGACAGCAGUAGACUGAUGAGUUUUUAUGCCCCCGAAGGGAGGCAUAUAGUUUUUGAAUCGUCUGUCUGUCAGUCUGUCGGUCUGUCCGCAAUUUUCGUGUCCGGUCCAUAUCUUUGUCAUCGAUGGAUGGAUUUUCAAAUAACUUGGCAUGAAUGUGUACCACAGUAAGACGACGUGUCGCGCGCAAGACCAAGGUCCGUAGCUCAAAGGUCAAGGUCACACUUUGACGUUAAAGGUCAUUUUUUAUGAUAGUUGGGCGUGUCCGGUCCAUAUCUUUGUCAUCGAUGGAUGGAUUUUCAAAUAACUUGUCAUGAAUGUGUACCACAGUAAGACGACGUGUCGCGCGCAAGACCCAGGUCCGUAGCUCAAAGGUCCAGGUCACACUUAGACGUUAAAGGUCAUUUUUCAUGAUAGUUGGGCGUGUCCGGUCCAUAUCUUUGUCAUCUUUGGAUGGAUUUUCAAAUAACUUGGCAUGAAUGUGUACCACAGUAAGACGACGUGUCGCGCGCAAGACCCAGGUCCGUAGCUCAAAGGUCCAGGUCACACUUAGACGUUAAAGGUCAUUUUUCAUGAUAGUUGGGAUGGAUUUUCAAGUAACCUAGCAUGAAUGUGUGGCACAGUAAGACGACGUGUCGCGCGCAAGACCCAGGUCUGUAGCUCAAAGGUCAAGGUCACACUUAGACGUUAAAGGUCAUAUUUCAUGAUAGUGCAUUGAUGGGCGUGUCGGGUCCAUUAUCUUUGUCAUUCAUGCAUGGAUUUUAAAAUAACUACGCAUGAAUGUGUACCACAGUAAGACGACGUGUCGCGCGAAAGACCCAGGUCCGUAGGUCAAAGGUCCUAAACUCUAACAUCGGCCAUAACUAUUCAUUCAAAGUGCCACCGGGGGCAUGUGUCAUCCUAUGGAGACAGCUCUUGUUUUUCUAUAAAUUGAAUUUUAAUUUUUCAUUGCAAGCGGUUUCAAUGUUAAACAUAUCUUCAGGCAGUUAGAUUUUGAAAAAUACAUUGAUGUAACGUCAAACAAUCAAAUACGGGAUACGAAGUAAAAAGACAUUAUAGCAAAACUUCAAAUGGACGUACGUGACAAAUUUGUGAAGAAUAUAUCUAAUAUAGAAAAGUUCUGAAGUAUACAGCUACAGAAAUAUUAGAGACAAAUCUCUGCGACUAAUUGCGUAAAUAUCCAAUAGGAUGAUAUACUAAUCCCCAAUGAUAACGUGAUUCCCGCUUAGGACAGGUUCAUUUUAUGAUAACUGAUAAAAUAAUAAUUCUUGACAAGUUAAUGUUAGUAUUUGUUUCAUUUUAACUAUCCAGUUAGUAUACUGUAAUAAAGCUCAGCCGGGUAAAAUGCAGAUAACAAUUGGAUAUAAGCAAACCGUGACAGAUCUGGUGCAGCCGUUGUAUACGCAUGUCACAAAAUCAUUAUCAUCGGAGCGCAAUUCAAAAAUACGCAGAAUUUUGCAUGUACGUACGCAUUUAAAGUGUAUAGUAUGUAUAAUAUACUGACUAAAGGUUAUGGUAAGCAUUACAAUAGUUGCAGAAUAUAUACAUUAAGGAGGAUACUCUUCGUUCCAAUCACUUAAAUCCGGUAUAUACCGGAGUCUGGUAUAUAUCACAGGCGCACCAGAUCUGUUUUUAGUCAUAGCCAAUUUGUUUAAAAGCCAUUGAAAAUUCACUCGUGAACACCAUAAUUUACUGCGCCACUCGUGAAAAUAUCUAAUUUCAGUGUUCACUCGGUGAAAUAUGUUUCGAACUUACACUGAAAAAAAAAACAAAUUUGCUCUAUUUCAUGAAGUCUACAUUAAAUAGACACACUUUAUGAUGGAAACGGAGGUAAUAACAGUUUCAAAAGCUCAUUUAUGUUCAAUGCGUAAAUCAUGAAGUCUUAUUAUCUUUAAGAAAUAAUAUAUCCGAAACAGUGAUUUGUCAUUCAAUAAAAUUAUUAUUUGUAGUUUAGAUGCAAAGGAAUUAUAUCACGAGGGCGCAAUCUAACCAAUAUGCCUCGUCUUGAUUACAUCUCGUUCUCGGCGUAGUGAUGAAUCCAAUCCUCAUAACUGUUUGACACUAUCAUAGCCGCAUAUGUUGGGAAAUUACAUUUGUUCCUUUUUGCAUUAAUGUCUGCAGAGGACCAUGGGGACCUCGACAACGGCAACGGCUUCUGUAGACAUCUGUAUACAAAACAAACGUGUAUUGUCGCUAUUCUUGUAUACAAAACAUAACACAAACUAAAUGUAUUGUUUUCAAAUGUGAGGACUUUACGACAAAUCAACAAAAUUACCAAAAAGCA